Messenger RNA from Cottoperca gobio, 4716 nucleotides. Its product is annotated as zinc finger protein 516-like. Gene Ontology annotation, cellular component: nucleus. Lineage: Eukaryota; Metazoa; Chordata; Actinopteri; Perciformes; Bovichtidae. Gene Ontology annotation, molecular function: DNA-binding transcription factor activity, RNA polymerase II-specific; RNA polymerase II cis-regulatory region sequence-specific DNA binding. The transcript has 4 exons. Gene Ontology annotation, biological process: regulation of DNA-templated transcription. The coding region runs from base 1 to 2745 and encodes 914 amino acids. The record is from RefSeq and is a predicted model, not a curated record.
AUGGAGACAGAAGAGAGGGAUGAUGUAUCACAGAAACCCACAGCUAAUAAAAAGGCAGAGACAGAGGAGGAUGUGACCUCUGGCCACACCUGUGGGGUGUGUGGCCGCAGCUUUCCUCUUCUCAGCUCUCUGUCGCAGCACAUGAGAAGACACACACGGGAGAAGCCGUACAAGUGUCCGUACUGUGAGCACAGGACGGCUCAGAAGGGCAGCCUGAAGGCCCACAUUCGAAGCCAUAAACUGGGACUAUUCAACCAUAAACUCAGUGAAAAGGAGGGGGAUGGCGAUCAAGAGCAGAAAGAUAACUCCGAGACACCUGACCCUCCUAAAAUCGUCAGCACAUCUGACAAAGCUCAUAAUGUCAACGGGAAAGUGAAGAAGAAAGGAACCAAGAAAAAGGUUAAGGGCAAAGAUGGCGUUGAGGUCGGUGACGGGGAUGAUGAGGCGUCCUGUACCUGCAGUAUUUGUGGCCAGAUUUACCCUCAGAUACUGCUCCUUAAAUCCCACAUGAAAAGGCACCGCAACGGCCAGGAUCACGGUUGCCGGAUUUGUGGACGCCGUUUCCGCCAGGCAUGGUUCCUCCAAAGUCAUAUGCGCAUUCACCGGGUCAAAGCCCAGCUAAGAGAUGACAAAAACAAUGAGCUGCCUGCCACCAUCAAUGGAGUUCCUCAGGACCCAGCAUCUCUGACAAAUGAAGAGUGUCUAUAUGAGCUCUGUGCAGGCUGUGGUAACUUCUUCUUCGACCGCAAGACAUUACGAAUACAUGAAAAGCUACAUAAGCCGAACCAGAGUCACACUCAAAGUCCACCCCAGGAAGACAUUGAAGCCUCUGAGCUGCACACUGCUAAGAGGCAUUUUUUGGAAAGCCUGAACCUCACAUGUGCAGGACCAAGGGAAACUUCGGAGAAAAAGAGCCUGGGCAGGCGACUUCCAGAGCUGGAUCCAGUUUGUAGUUACCAAGCGUGGCAGUUGGCCACAAGGGGACGACUAGUGGAGACCACAGAGAAAUGUCUGGGAUGGCAGGAGAGGCUGGCAGAUGCUGAGGUGGCAUAUGAUACAGCAAAGGGAGAGUAUGUACCCCUGAAGCAGGAGAAGAAGAGGAAGCCAAUCGACACCUCCAGCUCCAACAUUAAGAAGAUGAAGGGUGACACAAGCCUUGAUCACACAUCAAACAGCUUGGCUCACACUAAAGGUGGUGACAAGAGGAUUUCCCAGAAAGACCGUAUUAUGUUGAACGGACUUGGUCAUGCGUUUUAUGAGGCGCUGCAGACUAAGAAAGUCAAAGAUGUUCAGCUCACACCCAAACAGACCAACAGCACCAGGAGCCAGGACCAGGAGGAUAAAAAAACGUACUUCUGUGAGCACUGUGAUUUUCACACUGGCGACGCCUCACUACUCAGGUCUCACCUGCGCAGGCAGCACCAGGACCCCCUGGGUCCGCACAGCAAACACACCACCAUUUUGGACAACAUUAACCAGAGUGGUUCGAAAGCCUCAAGAUACAUGGACUACCUCAGAAACAGGAGUGUGCUGCUCAGUCAGCCAUACUGGAAUCCUUACACAUGUCCGCCCGGCCCGGCGUCAGCAGAGUCCAACAUUAAAACAGAAAAGUCAAACGGUGCUGAAGUCAAAGGGCAGGGACAUACCACUAAUGAUGCUGAAAGUCUCCUUAAUCUGUCUUCAUUACCCAUAAGUGAAGAGGACGGCAUUGUACAUCAUCCAAUAAAGACAGAGGGCCUGGUUAGACAUCAGUGCCCAUACUGCUCCCACACUACCAACUACCCAGAAGUACUUUGGAUCCACCAGCGGGUUUCACACAGGGUGGAUAACAGCAGCUCCAUGGCACCCAAGUGGGCACCCUGCAGUAACAGCCCCAAGAGCUUAAAGGCAGGUGCUACACAGUGGAGACGCACAGGUCCUCCACCGUUCCUUGAAGGCAAGGACUGCCCUGCUUUACCUGCUCCAAGAACUCAGCGCACACAGCCUCCAGUUCUGACAACCAACAGUAGCAGCAGCAGUAGCAGCAGCAGCAGCAGCAAGCACUCAGCCCCCAAGACCCAAUCAGGCGUCCCUAAAUCCAAGCAUCAGUCUAAGGAGUCUUCAGAUGGACAGUCCAGCAGGAGGUCGGGACUCCUACCUCAAAAGAAGUCUGGUGAACAUAACCGGGCAGAGAAGGGUGGAAAAAAAAGCACCAGCAGCCAAGCUACUUCAUCAAGCGGUAUAGUGCACAGCAAGAGUGCCCCUAGUUUCCACCCAACAAGCAGCCCCAAACACAGAAGCCACAGAGCUGCAGUGGAAGGAAACUUCCCACAGGAGGGUUUGGGUUUCAUGUUGGCCAGAAAUCACGGCGGAACUUCAUCCAACGCUUCUGCAGAUAGACCCCAUCCCCGCAGGCAGUCAUGUGACUCCUCUUCGGGUCCAAAGGGUGCUGAUCUGUGGGCUGCCAUGAACAUGUGGGGUCACAAAGCAUAUUUAGAACCAGUCCGUUUCGCUCAGGUCAAGAAUGAAUCAACAGGAGAAAUGCCAAUGGACAUUGAUAUUUUGAGUCUCCUGAAAAACUACAGCCCCCACGAUCUGGCUGCUAUUUACCAGCACUGGGGGUUUGUUGAUCCCAGGAUUGAUCCACAAGCAAUGUUGCAGUUAAAUGGAAAUUUUGUAAAAGAAGUCCACUCCACCUCUGAAGCUUCCAAACAAGUGAACAGCCGCUCCACUUCCUCCUCAGGGUCUCUCCAUAAAGGAACGUGAAGAUACAUCGUGUUCCUGUUGGCUCGCAGCCCGCACGAUACUGCUGAACAAAGAGGCCUGCUGUUCUUUAAAGGAACCAGCCAUAACUCCUAAAAGGACAGAGGCACUGGAUUAUGCACAAUAUAUGCAAAGCAAUGAGGUGGACUCUUAUUUUGUAAUAUGGUUGUUUCAUUUGAAGUGUUACGCAUGCAUUUUGUUUGUCAAGGGUGUAGAUAUGUUAGUUACCAAAACACACAUGAAGAUAUGUUCUAUGGAAAUGAAGUAGAACUGUUAGAGCUUCGUGUAAACAUAAACACUUACUUAGUGGAAAUGAAAUGCGAAGCUACAUUUGCUAAAGGGUAAAGAGGACAUUAUAUAAAGGCCCACAGAUAUCUGCUGGUUUUGAGAGAAAACUAUAAAAAACACCAAAUGUUAAAACCCAGGAUGCCACUAUAACAGUCAGAAUUACACAAGAUGUGAGCUGUGACCUGAACAUUUUACUGUACAUCACUUUUACCUCUCUAUAUUUGUUUCAGUUUUUUUCUUUUUUUUAAGGAGCUUACAAGUUUGUAAAACGUCCGUUUUUGGUUUAGAGUUAGUCUUGUAUUUGAUUGUCUCAACAUUCAGAAUAUACUGCGAGGCACUUGAAUAUAUAUUGCAGCUUAUUUUCACUUUUCCGUUUUAAGCCCAUAUUUACUUCCUGACCUGAGAGUGGACAGUUGUCAUGUGACAAGGAUAGUGGCGGUAAAAUCAGAAGAUUCAAGGUCCAGCAAAGGUUUGCUUUCACAGUCAUGACCCCACUGUAAGGCACUAUGGGGGGCGUUAAAUCAACCUUUAGCACUAGUAUGCACAGGGUGCACUGGUAAUAUUAUUAUAAUCACACUGAACUCAAAUUACUGGACAAAUAAUAUCUGCUGAACAUUACAUUUGAAACACGCAGAUACUUAAAAAAAAUGAAAAAAUAAAAAUGCUUUUUGUGCAAAUACUACAAAACCUCAACAUUGUGACAGAACAUACUCAGGGCAAUUAGAUUUUCUUUCUUUAUUGCAAAUUCACUUUUGAUCAGUUUAUACUCAAAUACACACAUAUAUAUUUAAAUCAUCAGUGUCAGUGUUCUUGUCUUCUGCUACUGUCAGUGACCAACUUGCUCACUUCCAGUUUGCAGAUUAUACAAUUUAUUGUAAAUCAACAACAACUAGGGUAGCAUUAAAUCCUUAUCUUUUUGACCGUUGACGAUGGUUGAUAUCACUCAACAUAUAUCAAAUCCAUAGCUACAGGCAAAUCCAACAUCCAGAACAGACAAUCAGUUUCAUGUAAAGAUAAAGAUAAAUGUACCUGAAUUGGUCGCUAUCGUCUUAGCAAGUCUGUCAAACAAGUUUUAAUGUCAAGUGACUGAUUAACAAUGACAUGUGGUGUCCUGCUUUAUGAUUCUAAGUUUGAAUUUAAAUGCUAUAAUUUGUCCUUUUUUUUUCUACUAUCAGGAAGAUAGCGUAAACAUCUGCACUUAUUACACAUUGUGCUCGUGAUGUAGCAAUUUAAUGCUGUGAUUUUUAGAAGUAGAAACUGUAGUGAACAAUUUCUACUGACGUGGCCCCGACUUUACAUCUGCCAGUCAAGCUACUAAAGAAACUGAAACAAUAUUUUGUUUUUGCUUUUAUGAAAUACACCUCAUUCUCAAAAUUUGUUUUCAUGUGUUUUCUGUUUGCAGAUUUGUUUAGUAUGUUUAUAUUUUUUAGUUCUGAGUCAGUGUAUUCAUCUCCCAUAGAGAAAUAGUCUAUGCAUUUGACAAAAAAGCCAUCAACUUAUGGAUUCUUGGGAGAUCUUGAGAAUACAUAAUUUAUUAUUGACUUUGAUCUGUGUGGAAAACUGUUUUUUGAUAAAUGUUGUUAAUGAUUGUUUUAUUUAAUGGUAUUUUUGUUCGCUAAGAGUGGACUUUUAACAAUCCUAGGUACUUGAUAUUUGUAGUAAUAACAGAAAAUGUAAAAAAAAAAA